GACCGACCUGACCCGGUUCGACUGCCGUUCUCUCAGCCAGGAAACACAGUGAGAGAGCUAGUCGCCAUACCCAAUCGGAAGUCGGAACAAGUGAACAACUGAUGCGUUGUAUUUGUAUACAAUCGGAAGUCGCUAAUCCUGCGGAAAGCGAAUUGUCGAUCCAGGAACCCCCAUUCAGAAAGUAGAAUCCCCGCUCGAUUCAACCUCGUUCUUGUAAGUCUGCUAAUUCCUUGACUCGCGAAUCGCAAUCUCGAUCGUCCGUUGCCCAACCGCUUAAUCGAUCUCUUGGGUUGCUGAUUCUAAAUUUCUAUUUGUCCAAUUUCCCGCAGGAAGCAGCCAUCCCAGACCGGGGCCCAGUUAGGAACUCGUAUUCCCUCAUGUCAGGGCCGAAUGAGGAUAGUACUUCUCCUCAUACACAGCUGUCGUCCCAAUUGCUUGGGAACCUGCUGGAUUCCAUAAUAGCAGAUGUGGCGUCUGAGUGUCAUAGGAUAGCAAAGCUAGGGCUAGAUCGCAACCUGGAGGAAGAGGAAGAAGAGUUGAAGCUGUCAGCUGAAGCCCGGGCGUGUGUAGCUGAUGCCGCGGCUGAAACGAAUGGCAAGUAUGUGAUGGAUAUCUUUGGACAGACGCAUCCACCUAUUGCUAAUGAUGUAUUCGAUUGCAUGAAUUGUGGGCGAUCUGUUGCUGCUGGGAGGUUUGCUCCUCAUUUAGAAAAGUGCAUGGGAAAGGGCAGGAAGGCGCGCAAGGCAACAAGAAAUAGCACGGCAAACCAGAACCGAUAUUCACGAGGCAGCCCUGCUUCGACGUACUCUCCUUACUUAAACUCCACCACCACUUCCAACCAGUUGCCAAAUGGGGCGACUGGUAUUGCAGGUGAAGGUUACUCCAAUGGUUCAUUUGAGGAGAAAUGAACAUAUAUAAUCUGAUCAUGUCAGGGGCAACCUUCAGUCACAAGGAAGGAACUAACUCAAUCAAGUAAGGUGAACCUCUGUGCUGUCCUUUAUUUUGUCCAUGAAUCAUGCAGAUGAGAGUAGCAUUGUUAACUGAUCGAACAUAUUCCAACUCUCAUUUAAGUUAUUUCUAACUCCAAUAUAUGGGGAACAGAUGAAUGAAUGAGAAAGAAAGUUCCUUGUACAGCUGAAAUUUGUUUGUAAAACAUGAGUUGCCUCACAUUAAAUGCUGAAAAUGAAA
This is a messenger RNA of Linum trigynum, 1188 nucleotides long. NCBI's taxonomy places the organism in Eukaryota, Viridiplantae, Streptophyta, Magnoliopsida, Malpighiales, Linaceae. The record is from the annotation of a GenBank genome assembly.